CAUGUCACGUGACAGGUGUAGUUUAUUGUUUGCCUGCCUGUUUGUCAUGUCUUUUCGUGUCACGUUCGGAUUUAACGAGACGCCUUUGACGUUUCUGUUGGAAAAUCGUUGUUUUGCGGCAGCGGAAGAGAUGAUUAGGAGAGAUGAUGAGAUGGUUGGUGUGGAUGAUGGUUGUUAUCAACGAACUCCACUAUUCAUUACGUUAUCAGGAGAGAAGUCGGCACACGAUGGACAUCCUUGUCCGAGGAACUUGCGUUUAGCUCGCCUGCUGGUAGAAAACGGUGCCAAUGUCAACAACAGAGUUCCAAAGAUAUUUGGAUCUGAUUUUGUUCAUCCUGGAAUGUCACCUCUUGAGUGUCUGGUUGAGUGUUUCAGUGACAUUUCCACACGACUCGUGAAGUGUAUAGAUAGUGGAACUGAUGGGCUUAGUUGUGAAUGUAAAGAGUAUGUGUCUAUGACUGGUAGUGGAGAGGCCGGAGCAUUAACUUUGUUAGAGGAAUUGGUCAGCUUGACUUGGUUAUUUCUUGGUCGAGGAGCCGAUCUUAUGAUUCGUGAUGAAACUCACAAGACUCCACUUCAUAACACGUUGCUAUGCUCGAGAGACAUUCAAUUUGCACAAUUGCUGUGUGACAAUGGAGCUGAUGUUAAUGCAAAGGAUGUAUUUGGGAACACUCCAGUGAUGUCUCUUUGUUCCUCAUUCCCUUGGGGACGAAGUUCUGCCCUUGGACCAAUUGCAGCAUCAGAGGCAAGUAAAAGAUGGGCAUGCCAAGCGGUUGGGUUUAUGAUGAAGCAAAGCCAGUUUAGGAUAAACGAAAGAAACAAGAGAGACCAGACAGCUCUCUUCCUUGCCAUGCAAGGACAUCACUGGCAACUCGCUAAGCUACUCAUGAAUGCUGGAGCUGAUCCAACCAUCUGUGGUCAAAGCCCUUCUUUAGUUAUUCGCGUGUCACCUCUGUUGGCAUCUCUCAUACCCUGGGACUCAUCUUCUAGUCCUCGUUCGACCAUUACAGGUGCCGGAUUUCAACUUGUAGAUGACGGAUAUUUCCAAACUGCUGAUGUCAUCGAUGAACUAUUGGGAGAAAACUACAUCUCGGCAGACACAAGCUUGCGAGGACUACGCAGAUUUGGUUGCAAAUUGGUUCCAUUACUUUUUGGUAAAACAUCAUGUCCACUAACUCAACUCUGCUGUCGCAGACUCUUCUCUAUCUUGCUACCGUUAAUGACAGGUUUUAAGGACCUUCAAACUAUUGUAGAGGUCAAAACUCAUCAUUUGAAAAGCAUUCUAUCAACCGUCAAUGCCCCUGCAGACUUGCUAGCGCAGAUGCAGAUAACCUUACUCAGAGAACGAAUUUUGACAACCGUCAGUCAGUACAACUGGAAUGAUGAUGAUGAUGAUGACGUCAUUAGUGAUAACUAUGAUGAAGAAUCGGAUGGCGAAUUUUGGUAGU
Corticium candelabrum is the source of this 1448-nucleotide messenger RNA. RefSeq lists its product as uncharacterized. Bases 2 to 1447 code for a protein of 481 amino acids. NCBI's taxonomy places the organism in Eukaryota, Metazoa, Porifera, Homoscleromorpha, Homosclerophorida, Plakinidae. Gene Ontology annotation, molecular function: protein binding. The transcript is spliced from 5 exons. The record is from RefSeq and is a predicted model, not a curated record.